AUGCCUGGAAGUGACGCUCUUCGCGCACUCAAGUUGCUCUCUCGCAGCUCAGGGGGUCUCCUCUCGGGCGCUGAGACGACCACGCAACGAUGCCUGACGAAGUCCUUCUCCCGCUCGAUGGCCACCGAGGCCCAGUCCCCCGUUGACAACCUUACGAGGGAGGUUCCCAAGCCCGUGUGGAAUCCCGAACCCGUCAAGGCUACCCUCUACUCAUUCCCCUCGAUGGAGCCUCUGCGCUUCGUUGAGUAUCCUCGCAACCACCUCCUGAUGCCGCUACGCAAAGACAUUCUGCACCGAGCCGUUGUUUACGAGGGUGACAUGACCCGACAAGGUACCGCAAGCACCAAGUGGAGAGAUGAUGUGCAUGGAAGUGGUAGGAAGUUGCAUGCGCAGAAGGGUACUGGCCGGGCCCGUGUUGGCGACAAGAAAUCCCCGAUCCGGAGAGGUGGAGGUGUUGCUUUUGGUCCUCACCCCCGCGACUUCUCUACGGAGCUCCCUCAGAAGAUCUACGACCAGGCGUGGCGGAUAGCCCUCAGUUACCGCUACAAGCGCGGCCAAUUGAUCAUUGUCGACAACGAGAUCAGCCUUCCGGAGGGCGCCACUCCCCAUAUCGUUGAGGAGAUUUUCAAGGUCAACUGCUGGGGCCGGCACUAUGGACGGUCAACAUUGAUUACGGACCAGCCGAAGGAGGAGCUGUUCGAGACCGUGCGUCAAGUGGGUGAACAUGCGAAGAUCCUGGACCGCCGUGACGUGGACGUGAAGGACCUGUUGGAGACUGGACGCUUGAUUAUCGAGAAGCAAGCGCUGGACCGCAUUCUGUCUCAGCAUUCCAAGGAUCUGAAGAACAAGCCGGCCAAGGCUUUGUACUAA
Messenger RNA from Aspergillus luchuensis, 870 nucleotides. RefSeq names its product mitochondrial 54S ribosomal protein uL4m (gene YML6). Gene Ontology annotation, cellular component: ribosome. Lineage: Eukaryota; Fungi; Ascomycota; Eurotiomycetes; Eurotiales; Aspergillaceae. The transcript is spliced from 2 exons. Gene Ontology annotation, molecular function: structural constituent of ribosome. The coding region runs from base 1 to 870 and encodes 289 amino acids. Gene Ontology annotation, biological process: translation. The record is from RefSeq and is a predicted model, not a curated record.